This is a messenger RNA of Closterium sp. NIES-65, 1020 nucleotides long. The record is from the annotation of a GenBank genome assembly. NCBI's taxonomy places the organism in Eukaryota, Viridiplantae, Streptophyta, Zygnematophyceae, Desmidiales, Closteriaceae.
AUGCUUCCUUCAAACCUGCUUCCUCCCAACCCCCUUUCUCCCAACCUGCUUCCUCCCAACCUACUUCUCCCAUCCUGCUUUCCAAACUAUCAACGAGAUGGCGACGAAAAGCUAUCCGAAGCUGGUGCGGCUGCUCUUCAGAAACCGCCCUGCUUCCACCCACCCCGCUUCCCUCGGCUCUGCUUCCUCCCCCCACCACCCCCCCGGCAGAUCAACGAGAUGGCGACCAAGAGCCAUCCGAACCUGGUGAGGCUGCUGGGGUACUGCUUUGACAUGAGCUACGAGGCGGAGCGCAUGGAGCAGAUCGUGGUCUAUGAGUUCAUGGCCAACGGCGACCUCGACCGCUGGAUCGGACCUGAUGCACCCCACCCGCUCACAAUGCAGCAACGACUGGGCAUCCUGACGGGCAUGGCGCGGGGGCUGGAGUAUCUGCACGGCUUCAGCAUCGUGCAUCGCGACAUCAAGCCCGCCAACGUGCUGCUGGACGCGCGCAUGCACGCCAAGCUCGCUGACUUUGGGCUGGUGCGACUUGGGGAAGGUACAUCUGUGGCCGCUACCCGAGUCAUGGGCACGCCGGGCUAUGUGGACCCCGCUUACUACCGCUCCCACAAGGCCACUCCCAAGGCCGACGUGCACAGCUUUGGAGUGGUGAUGCUGGCGGUGAUCACGGCUCGCAAGGCCAUCUACAACAUCGAGUCAAACCAAGUCAACCUCAAGCAAUGGGCAGCAUCGCUGGUGGCAGCAGGGGACGUGGCGGCACUAAAGGACCCGCACCUGCAAGCACCGGACGACCUGGUGCUGCGCAUGGCACGCCUGGCGCUCACCUGCACCGCCAUGCCCACGGCGUCUCGCCCGGGCAUGAGCCGUGUGCUGGCAGAGCUGCUGCUGCUCAAGGAGGAGUUCUUCGGGGAGGACGAGGACCGCAUGGCUGUUAGGAUUGACCACGAGAUCGAGAGCUCCGAGCAGGUCGACUUCAGCUUGGAGCUGGCUCGUCUUCAGGGGGUUCAGCAUGGUAGUUAG